GUACUUGUUACGUAGCGCGAAAUGCGGUUUUUGCGUUACCUGUAGAAAAAUAUAGUGUAGACAUGAGUGUUCAAUCUUUUCAACUAUCUGAACUAGAGGAAAAAGCUCGUGCAAGUGCACUCAAAAGAGUUUCUGAUCAUUUUCAAAAGCCAGAACAACUGGAUAAGAUAGAUAUUAUUAAAUCUAGAUUUCUAAAUCAAAAGACUGCCACCGAAGCUCAGUUAAAAAUGGCUCUAUAUAGCCAGUUAGACGGCAGUAAAGUCGGUUUGGAAAAACUGGAUACUGCCCUCGCUGAAUCACAAACAUGUAGGAACAGACUCAUCCAACUGGGAUCUUCAUUGUCUGGUUUGUCCGGCUUGUCGCAGCAAUUGCAUGAGUUAAAAAAUCUCUCAACUAAAUACAGUCAACUCGGUGCUGCUAUGGAAAAUAUGAGUUAUCUUGUGAAGGCCCCUGAAACAUUUGAACAGGCUCGAACUUAUCUGGAGUCAGAAAAUCUCUUAGAAGGUCAUAAACUAAUGCAGGAUUUGGAAGGAAUUCGAGAUGAACUGAUGUUUGAAGUGUAUCGACAAAAGUCUAUGGAAGAUUUAGAUACAUUGCGUGCCUUUUUCCGUGAGCUGGAAAAUUUAAAUGACACGUUUAGACAUAAAAUAAUUGUCCUUGGAUCACGUUUAACUAGUGCAGUAAUUACUCACAAUCGCUUUGUUGUUAAUUGUGUACGUGUUAUUGACCGUGAAGAAAGAACUGAUGCUAAUUGGCGGAAACGAUCAGAGAAACAUGGUUUUAUGCCAGAUGGACGACCGAAACAAUGGAAAAAGCUGUUAUUUGACAGUAUAUUUAACACUAUAAAAAAUAAGGUGUUUGGAAGCGCGCUAGACAAUGAAAAUGAUAAAAAUAAAUUAGUUCGACACAAUGAAGCCAUUAGACAGCAUACGCUAGCAGAUUUGAAAAUAGCAAAAAAUAUAUGUCCAACAUAUUUUCCAGCAGAUUAUGCUAUAUUUGAUCGAUUUGUUGAAAUGUAUCAUGAAGCUAUCGGAAUGCAUGUUGAAAGUUUAGUACUUGAGGGUCUAUCUGAUACAGAGAUUGUACAACUACUAGGUUGGAUAAAUUCUUAUCAUACUGAAGAAUUCAUGAAAAAUCCUUUCAUGAAUAUUGACUUUAAUCGAUUGAAUUUAAGACAUCCGAUUAAUUUGUUACCUGAUGAAAAAUUAAAUUCACUUCGAAAGCAAUAUGUUUCAAAGACGAUUGAACGACUUAAAUCAUGGUUAGCAAAUUCACUCUUAAAGGAUACUUCUGAUUGGCAACGUUCAACUGGGCCUGAAUUAGAUGGAUCUUCUAAUUAUUUCACUGAUUUGCCUGUAUUAGUCAUGACACCUAUCAAUGAAAUGAUUGGUAAAGGUAAUUUAUUGCAUUAUCUGGGCAAUGCUGUAAGAGAACAAUUUUUUACUCAAUGUGUUGAAGAGAUGGCGCUUUUCGUGAAAGAUUACGAUGAUGAUAUUAAAAAGUACAGAGCAGCCUACAUACAAGACAGAUCGAAAUUUCCAUGCUAUAUAGAAUACAUUUUAGCCAAUGCAAAUGGUGCAUGUAUGAUUGCGCAUAGUUUUGUCACAGUAAUUAUGGAUGAAUUGACUGAAGAUUCACAUCUUAAAGGGAAUCUGACAGCUAGGAUUAGUCAUUUGAAAUCAGAAUAUGAAAAAGUAGCUGAACAAUGGAUAGCUUAUGCUGAAGAAACCGUAUUCAUGGAUUUAAAUCGUGUACUAAGCGUGAUUAUGACAUCUCAAUGGCUACGCCCGGAUGACAUGACAACACAAUAUCUGGUUGGUACAUUAGCCGAUUAUGAUGAAACAUUGAAGCAUACAAGACAAAAUUUAUAUGAUAAAUUAGCUGAAAAAUUGGCUGAACGAAUGUUAAUUGAAUACUUGAAAGCAUUAAUAAGCCGACGAAGUCCGCUUUCUACAGAAUCUGAUAGAAAAAAAGCUGGUGAGAAAAUCACACGAGAUGGACAUGAUUUAAAGAAUUAUUUUGAAGAGAAAAUGAAAGUGAAAAGUGAAGUAAUUAUGGCAUACGACGCUUUAACAACUAUCGGUCAGUUGUUCCUUACAACUGAUACAUCAAUGUUACCCUUGGAUAUUGCUAAUUUGAAACGUCAAUUUCCUGAUGUUCGUUCCGAUCAAGUUUAUGCCUUGCUUGUUGCUCGUGGAGAUGUUACAUCUGACAAUGCUAAAGGAGUAAGUUUCCAAGGAAAAUAAAGAGCUCUUCAAUAAUUAGAAGUAUUCAAUUUUUCUUGGGGGUUGUUUUUAUUUUAGAUUCGAUUGUAGUUGGCUGCUUCUCACUGUGGCUAAAUGGCAUUUUAUCGAGGUUGUAUGGUGAAUAACUGGAACCCAAUAGACGCGUUUCACCCCACUCGAGAUUCAUCAGCUGGAUGUUCCUGCAUCUCUCAGUGUUGAUGUUCACAUGGAGAUUCGAACUCAUCACCUCUCAGCUUAAGUACCAUCAUUUUAUCCACUGAGUUGCUGAUUCCGAUUUCUUACCAGGCCUCUCUAAUAGGAUAAAACGCACCUCCUGCAUCCUAUCUUUACCCAUUAUCCAACCUUAAUAAAAGCCUGUGACUAAAUGGCAGUAUUGGGAAAAUCCGUUUACGAUGCACAUAUACCAAUAAAGACUAAACAGACAAUUAUUAACAUUGAUAACGGGAGAAAGAAAACCUGUACAAGUUAGAUGAUUAGUCAGGCUUACCGACUUAUAUAGCUCAAUCUUCAAAAUAUCGGGUAUUAAGAAUCACAGUAUGUCCAAAGUCAUUUAAGAUUGAUUUUCAGUUUUAUUUUCAUUAACCAAAGAAUUCUUUAUUUUUCUGGGACUUAAUAUUCUGAGUACAAUACGCUAUUGAAAAUAAUAUCCUCCUAGAAAAACUCAUUAAUAUUCCGAGAAUAUUCUUCAAACUGGUAACACAAUUUCAAAGCUUUGUGGUAGUUUAAACAGCUUUAUUUAUUUUCUCGUUAGAUUUUGAAUUGUGUUGCCAUCGUAUCCCAAGUGUCUUGGAUAAUGGCUUCCAUUUCUUGCGAUUCACAAAAGUUCAGCUAAUUCUAAGGUUACUCGCUCAACAGUCGCAACGGGAACGAGCUUAUCUAACUUCGUGGUUAGACUCUUAUUACUUUGCAAUCGUAUGUGAGUACUAUCAUAACCAAUUUUCGUUCCGAAAACCUCUGAGCUUCAGUAAUGUUGCAUUCGAUUGUUCAAUAGCUUGACCGCUUUUGUCAGGCAUUUCCUGGAUACUCUGACAGGUGGGGUGAGUUUAUCCAUACUCGGAAGGUUCGGCCUUCCUAAUAUCAAUUGAUAGUCAGUGAGUACCGAUAAGACGAAGAUUCCGUACUAAACCACAAAUGCUCCCGAUUCCCUGUUAAAACCCAGUGUUGAGUAGUAGUAAUAAUUCUUUUAUGAAAGUCAGUACAGAAUACACACCAGUUUACAGGCAUGAUCAGGUUGAUACAAAUUGUUAGUUAAGACUCAAUUCACUUAAUCUGAAUAAACAUGGAUUCCAAGUAACUUCCAGGACGGAUUUAAAUUAGUGAGUAUUGAACAAUGAGAGCUGUGGGGAAUGUAAAUAAGUAAAUCAGUAUUAAUACUUUUUACUCCGUAAUGCAACGUGGUGUAGGCUACCAGUUGAAAUUCGGGGAACAGGUACUAUGAACCACUUCACUCGCGAUAUAAAUGGACUCCUUAGUGACUAUAGGACACUGCUUAAGCCACCUGUGUACUUGGACUUUAUUUCUUUUGUAAUUUUAUAACGCAAAAAUAUAUUUACGUACUUACUAUUAUACUUAAGUAAGUCUACGAAUCACUUUUUAAGUACUUGUCUUGUGGUCGCUUUAGAAAUUAUCUGACUAUAUUCGAUACUUGACACAGAGUGUAGUCCAUCAAUAUCAGAAAGAUGUUCUAUUUAAAUAAACAAAGGUAUACUGUGCAAUACAGUAUAAUAAAUAUGUAGAGCGAUCUACGAAAACUGUAUAUAGUUCUCUGGUCACUUCUUGUUUGGCAAUUUUUCUGUUGUCGAUAGAUAUGUGUCAUAACUUAAAAAAAAACCUAUUCACAACAUAAUAUUAAAUAUAACGAUAUGUAGAGACCGUAUUUCAGUCUACUAAAACCGUGGUAAUAAAUUAAGCGGACCCUUUUGUUUUGGUGCUUGCCUUGUUCUCAUUUUACAGUAUCGUUUUCUUGUUCGUUGGUCAAUUACUGUCCUUUAAAAUAAAUAUUUCCAGCUUCAGCACUUGUCCGCGCAUUCUAGCAAGUCAUACUUGUAAUUUUUAGGAGUUUAAUCUUCCGCUGAAACUGGCACAUGAAGUUCGUGACUGACGAAUUCCAGAAUUAGGAAACAGGGGAGCAAUAUAUUUAUUACUGUUCAGUAAUCAGUUGUCUCAUUCUUUUAUUUUUUGGUUACUCUUUUUAUUAUGCUUGCUUUCACUUUGCAUUCAAAGUCUUUGUACUCAUUUACUUUUUGGUUGAGUGGAUCAGCCUUAUUUCACAAAUCCUCCGGGGUAAUUGUCACUAUAUUCGGUCGAGUCUCGAACAGAACGAAAAUUACUGUAUUCUGGUAUCCGAACCCAUGCUCAAAUGUAUUUUCAGUUUAAAAUAUAUGAUGUUAAAUGUUGAAAUUUAUGCCUAUGUGUUAAGUUAUGAAAGCGUUAUUAUAAAUUUAUAUUACUUACAAGUAGUAUCAUUUCACUUCGAGACUAUUGUGUGAACUCGAAUUUUUCAAUUUUAUCUAACCGUGACACUAUGAUUUAUUUUCUUAGCUUUCGGCUGACUCUCAUUACGGAAGGGAAUUGUCACAGAAGCCAUCACCGUUCGCAAUUUUCACACGAUUAGUUGUCGCAAUGGACACACAUUAGUGCUCACUUUCUGGCCGGAAAAGAAAUAAUGUAAAAUUGAUCAAUUUCGUGACUUUUUCAAUCCCAUUAUUUUUAUCUUUAUAAUAUAAUCACUGAGUUACUUUCUACGUUUUAUUUAUUUAUCUUUUGCUUCAGAUAAACCCUUAAAUUAAAACAAUCAAAAGUUUAUAUUCUAACCAUUUUUGUUUAAUUGCACGGAAUGUCGAAAGUCACAUCUGCAGUUCUAUUUUUGUAUCAUGUCAUCAGUAGAUCUAACAUAAUAAUGUAAGCAUUAAGUGCGACUUGACUUACGGUGAUAAAUUAUUAAAUUGAUUUGAC
Messenger RNA from Schistosoma bovis, 5201 nucleotides. NCBI's taxonomy places the organism in Eukaryota, Metazoa, Platyhelminthes, Trematoda, Strigeidida, Schistosomatidae. The record is from the annotation of a GenBank genome assembly.